AUGGCGGAGACACAAAACAGCCGAGCGAAAGGGAAAUCUCUAGGAAAGUAUUGCGUUGCUGGUGGACCUGGCAAUGUCAGUUGCAAAAAUAAUUCAAAAACUGAAGGAAUAUCGAUGCAUCGUUUCCCUAGCGAUAGUUUUUUACGGGCAAAAUGGACUACGUUUGUCCAAAGACAUCGCGCACAAUGGAAGCCAUCUAGCACUUCGGUGCUUUGCUCGGCUCACUUUGUUCUCACAGAUUUUGAACAACGGCUUGAUCUAAAUCUACAAGACGCCGAAAAAUUCACCACGAAAAGAUGGCUGAAGAAAGGCUCGAUACCAAGUGUGGAUUGCGUUGUUUUAGAGCCACAAGCCCAGGAGAUUUCCGCUUGUGAAAGAAGAAAGGUAUAAAUAAAUAAUUAUGCAUAAAUUGUUUGUGUGCGCCAUCUUACAUUAUUCAUAACAUAAAUCGACACUCUUGACGGCAUAAACUAAAGGCCCGUUUACACUAUGUGUGUAUAUAAGUUUAAAAUAGUAAUUUUUGUUGCUAGUUAAUUCGCUACCGAAGGCAAAAUAUAAGAAAAAUAUAACUUAUAACUAAUAUUAACUAUCGAUAAGAAAGCAUGGAUUUGAUGUAUAAACGUUUAUAAUAUAGUCAUGCAGAUGUGAUAUUUUGUAUGUCAAUAUGAGUAUGCAAGAUCGGUUAACUGUAGGAAUGGGUUACACAUACUGUAGAUUAAUAAUCUGCAAUAUGUUAAGUAUCAGAGUAAUCAAGAAAUAUAUACAUAAUUUAUAAAAUAGAUGUUUUGAUGUUAAAUUUUAAUCAAGAUUUCCUGGUGCUUCUGCAGACUGUACGUAUGUAUUGGGCUACCUUGUUGUAUAUACUGUAAACAUUUUUUGUUCCAAUCUUUAGAUUGUUCGAAGCAUUGACUUGAAACCUGAAAGCUCUGUCACAACGAAUGAUGGUAUCGACUCGGGGGUACUUCUUGCACAAGAGGUAGAAAAUGAUCAGUCUUAUCCACAACCAGACACAGAGCUACCAACUGUUACUGCAACUUCUACAGCUAUGUCAGAAUGUCAGAAUUGUGCUAAUCACAAAACAAAGUUUGCUCAUCUUCAUGAAACGUAUCGAAAGCUGAAAUACAGGCACAGAAAAUUGCGUAAAGAAGCCCAUCAAUUGCAACAAAUGUGCAACGUUCAGGUACUCUAUGUGAUAAUAUAAUGCUUUGGAUAAUGGUAAAACUAAUUUGGCUAAUUAACCCAUUAGCUGGCAAUGCACCCAGAUGUACCCUAUUCUAGUAUCUUACGCUGUCCAACCCCAGACAAUUUCACUUGUCGGUCCAGUUAAUGGGUUAAAUAAUGUGCUGUGAAAAAAUGUAUGUUCAACUACCGAAAUUUCCAAUGUUUAUUUGUUGGACGUUCUGUAAUGAAAUAGAUCAUAUUGUGUAAUGUAAACUGAUAAAGUUUUUCUCAAUUUCUAGAAAUCUGAAAAUAAAAAUUCAAAUUCAUCAGAAGAUUGCCAACAAACAGCGAUUCAAGAAGAGGUUGAGACUGAUAGUGAUGAAAUUAUCAGUGACGAUGAAGACGAGAAAGUUGGUGUGUACGAGAGAGAUGAAGAUUGGGUAGUGAUGGAAGAAGAAAUGAACGAAGAGGAUUAUGUCACUGCUUCUGAAGAUGAACAAAUGAAUGAACCAUCAAAAUGUGAUAUAAGGUCUGUAUAG
This is a messenger RNA of Paramuricea clavata, 1700 nucleotides long. The record is from the annotation of a GenBank genome assembly. Lineage: Eukaryota; Metazoa; Cnidaria; Anthozoa; Malacalcyonacea; Plexauridae.